AUGGAAAAGAGGAAAUUCAGCAAAUUGGAAAUUGUAUUUAUCGUCCUCUUCUGCCUGGUGGUGGCUGUGGCCUGUGUACUCAUUGGGAUUCUAGCGACGAGGGAACCUGCGUCCCAGAGCAUCCAAUUUUCCCCAAAUUGCCCCAGUGUGGAAAUAUCGGAGCGCAUCGACUGCAUCCCGGAUGAAGUUGCCACCAAGUACAAGUUGAAUUCUUAUGGUUUCCAGCCAUUCUACAUGGGUCUUGAAGAAGACGGCAAUGCCCACGGUGUUCUCUUGCUUAACAGCAACGCAAUGGAUGUGACCUUCCAGCCCACGCCUGCUCUGACCUAUCGCACAACUGGCGGAAUUCUGGACUUUUACAUGGUUUUGGGGCCGACGCCAGAGCUUGUUGUUCAGGAAUACACCGCACUGGUUGGGCGGCCUGUCAUGCCACCCUACUGGGCGCUGGGAUUCCAGUUGUGCCGCUACGGGUAUGAAAAUGACGCCGAAAUCGCCACGUUGGUGGAAGACAUGAAAGCAGCCGGGAUACCCUAUGAUAUCCAAUAUGCGGAUAUUGACUAUAUGGAACGGCAGCUGGACUUCACCCUCAGCCCGCACUUCGCCGGCUUACCAGCUCUAAUUAACAAAAUCCGAGAAGAAGGAAUGAGGUUUAUCCUGAUCCUGGACCCAGCCAUAUCUGCUAACGAAACCAAUUACCUCGCCUUCACAAGAGCUUUGGAGAAGGACGUCUUCAUCAAAUGGCCCAAUACUGAUGACAUCAUAUACGCAAAGGUGUGGCCGGAUCUUCCGAACGUCAUCGUUAAUGACUCACUGGAUUGGGACACCCAAGUGGAGAUCUACCGUGCGUACACCGCUUUUCCAGAUUUCUUCCGCAAUUCCACGACCGAAUGGUGGACGAGAGAAAUCGCCGAAGUCUACGAUAACCCCCGCAACGCAUCGCAAAGCUUGAAGUUCGACGGCAUCUGGAUAGACAUGAACGAACCUUCGAGCUUCGUUAAUGGUGCUGUUGGUGGCUGCAGGAACCAAGAGCUCAACUUUCCACCAUAUAUGCCCCAGCUGGGGUCACGGGCGGAGGGCUUGGCUUUCAAGACGCUCUGCAUGGAGGGGCAGCAAUUCCUCCCCGACGGUUCCCCCGUCCGUCACUAUGACGUCCACAACCUUUACGGGUGGUCACAAACAAAACCGACCCUCGACGCCUUGCGGAGCGUCACGGGGGAGCGAGGAAUCGUCGUCACCCGCUCGACCUUCCCCAGCAGCGGGAAGUGGUCGGGACAUUGGCUGGGGGACAACACGGCUGCCUGGAACCAGCUGGAUAAAUCCAUCAUAGGCAUGUUGGAGUUUAGUCUCUUCGGAAUAUCUUACACAGGAGCUGAUAUCUGUGGCUUCUUCGGAGACUCGGAGUACGAGCUGUGCGCUCGGUGGAUGGAGCUUGGGGCCUUUUACCCGUAUUCAAGGAAUCACAAUGGCGAAGGAUCAAAGAGGCAAGAUCCUGUUGCCUGGAAUUCCACAUUUGAAGACAUUUCAAGGAACGUGCUGAACAUCCGAUAUUCUCUCCUGCCGUAUCUGUACACGUUGAUGUACGAAGCCAACGCCCGCGGCAGCACCGUCGUCCGGCCCCUGCUGCACGAGUUUGUGGAUGACAAACUGACAUGGGAAAUCUACAAACAAUUUCUGUGGGGACCAGCACUGCUCAUCAGCCCCGUCCUGGAACAGGGUGCUGUGGUGGUGAACGCUUACCUGCCCAAUGCCCGCUGGUAUGAUUAUCACACAGAUGAAUAUAUUGGCUUUAGGGGACAAUUUAGAGAUUUAUCGGCUCCUUUGGGACAUAUCAACCUGCACAUCCGAGGUGGCUACAUCCUUGCUCAGCAAAGUCCUGCUAAUACCACAUUUUACAGCCGAAAAAACCCGUUGGCACUUAUUGUUGCACUGAAUGACAGCUCAGCUGCAGAAGGGCAGCUUUAUUGGGACGAUGGGGUGAGCAUCGAGGCGCAUGAAGCCGGGCAGUACCUGCUGACCUCAUUUACGGCUCGUCAGGAUGUUUUAGAGAUAAAGGUUUUGCACCAAGGUUACGCUGAUCCAAAUAAUCUGAGGUUCACCCAAAUUAAAAUUUUGGGGCUGAGCUCAACUGUCCGGAGGGUGAUGGUAUCGCAGGACGGGCAAGAAAUUCCAUCUCCUCACGUCGUGUCGUACAACAGUGAAAAACAGGUCCUGGAAAUCACGGGCCUGGAACUUCGAUUAGGCCAAGGCUACACGUUGCAGUGGAGUUAAAACGCCCGCGAAUCCCGUGGAACUUCCUCAUGUUCACAAAUUCUUUUUGAAUUCUUCAGAUAUUUUGUGGUAAAAAACAUGUACGGGGGGGUUGUUUUAAGUUCUUUUGUGCAGAACAGAGUUGUGGUUUUGUGUUGGCCUCAUUUUUAAAUGAAUUGGACAAACUUGGCCUUUCCAAAUGAAGAGAUGAACGUGAAAUGAGGUGAUUUCCCUAACUCAAAUUUUGUUUUAUUUUAUUUUAUUUUAUUUUAUUUUAUUUUAUUUUAUUUUAUUUUAUUUUAUUUCAUUUUAUUUUAUAAAAAUAUUGGCAUGAACUGAGGGCAUAUGGGGCAAUAAAUCUGCCCACAUUUUUCUUCCCUGCUUGUUUAUGAGUUGAGAUUACAGAUAAUUAUUUAAGGGCAAUCACAUGGAUUGAUUUAAAAGAUUCUGCAGUUGUUGAUCCAAAGUUAUGUAAAAUUAAACAUGACAUUU
Molecule: messenger RNA, 2739 nt
Organism: Columba livia (rock pigeon)
Lineage: Eukaryota; Metazoa; Chordata; Aves; Columbiformes; Columbidae
Product: maltase-glucoamylase
Exons: 22
Coding region: 1-2268 (755 amino acids)
Biological process (GO): carbohydrate metabolic process
Molecular function (GO): alpha-1,4-glucosidase activity; carbohydrate binding
Source: RefSeq, a predicted model, not a curated record